Nematostella vectensis (starlet sea anemone) is the source of this 788-nucleotide messenger RNA. RefSeq lists its product as uncharacterized. Lineage: Eukaryota; Metazoa; Cnidaria; Anthozoa; Actiniaria; Edwardsiidae. The record is from RefSeq and is a predicted model, not a curated record. The coding region runs from base 16 to 528 and encodes 170 amino acids. The transcript has 4 exons.
CACCCCUCCGGAAAAAUGAGGUCCACUUUUUCAGAUUCCGCAUUGUCGCCGUCCAAUCAGAUAUCAAAUAAUUGGUUUGUGAGACACCCUAAAGAGAAAAGCAGGCUGAGAUUGGGCGUCAGAGGUUUCGAAGAAGCAUCGACAGCAUCACAUACAAAGAAAAUGGCCGACAAAGGAGACGUAUCCAUCGAUUAUAUCAUAAAAAACUGCGCCGCUUUCAAAAAUGGCGGCUGCCCUUACAAGGACGAGCGUCUGAAAGGCUUGGCUGGCAAAUGCCCCAUGUUCCGCGACAGCAAAGGGAACUUCAUUUGCCCUUUUAAGGAGCGCGCUGCUAACACAUACGAAUUGCGUGCUUUGAUGUUGGAGAUGAAGGAGAAGUGCCCCGCGAAAGCCGCUCACUCCAGGUUCUUCCAGGCUCUGAUGAAAAUCAACGAGAAAACGGCCGCGAAAAUUGGUCAUUGUCCCUACCACCAGAAGGGCUGCAAAGUCAAUAACAUCCCUGUCUUUGACCACUCAGUUGCAAAGUGAGCUGAACAACACAGCGAAAGGACCAAAAGAUUGACAUCACGUAAACAUGGACUGGCCUUGGACUGUUUUUAUUUUGUUUUAAGUUUCCUUAUUGAAUGGGACUGCUGCAACUCUUAUGAAUCUUUAGUUUUGUGUGUAGUCACGUCUGCUUUUGUGGACUCAGGCUGUUUUGUGAGUAAAAUACGCAAGGUCUCAGAGCAUGUACGUAACGUUGAUUGGUAUUUUUAUAUUUUUAUUGGAAUAAAAGCAUUCAUAUAUUA